Molecule: messenger RNA, 3773 nt
Organism: Mugil cephalus (flathead mullet)
Lineage: Eukaryota; Metazoa; Chordata; Actinopteri; Mugiliformes; Mugilidae
Product: BEN domain-containing protein 4
Exons: 6
Coding region: 340-1986 (548 amino acids)
Molecular function (GO): DNA binding
Source: RefSeq, a predicted model, not a curated record
UCCUCUGAUUGUACCACUGCUGUAGCGCGCUGCUCUCGGUGAGGAUGCUGGCUACAAAAAAAAGGAGGCAGGCAGUUUGCGCACAAGUCCCGCCUGCAUUUCCCCCUGGAGGAGUCUCCGUGUCGGCUCUCCCAGCUGGGGAUUGGAGCGGAGGCUUGUCAGUAAAUUAGCCCACCCUUCACGGAGCGUGCAUGAGGGAAACCGAGCCAGACAGUGACGAUCUGAUCUCCUCACCCUCACUCACUCACUCACUCACUCAUCAGCUGCCUGUCACAUCGCCACGAUACCGAGCCGCAGCCGACCGCCGCGCUGUGACACCUGGCCGGGACCGAGGGAGAGAUGCAGCCCGCGGACGAAGGGCCCUGCGCCCCGAAGAUGUGCCGACAACAACGGGGUCCGUACAGCGCCCUGAAGCCCUUCCAGAGCAAGCGCUCGGCGGGCAAGUCGCGCUUCGAGCGGUCCGCCGUGGUCGAGGUGCCUCUGUUUGGCGACGGGCAUCAUUUCACGUUUCACCCCGAGCAGCCUCAUCCUUUCCAGCCGCACCAUCACCACCACCAGCAGCGCCUGCAGCGGCUCCACCAAACCAGCGUCGCUAUCAGCAGCAGCAGCAGCAGCAGUCAGCAGCAUCACCAGACGCCUCAGCAGCAGCAGCAGGAGCAGCAGCAGCAGCAUCGUUUCCCAUGUGAGACCAGGCCCAGCAGCAGAGUCCCCACGUCCACCUCAGCAGGAGCGGCGGCGGCGGCGGCAGCGGCGGCUGCUUCAGCAUCUCUUGGUACCCAGCAGCGACGCGCCAGCAGAGCCGGAGCAGAGCCCAGGUUCUCUCCGGACUGCACCUACGGUAUCAGCACAGAAAACCGUCUCAUCUUGGAUGCCUUUGCCCAGCAGUGUAGCCGAGUCCUCAGCCUCCUCAACAAUGGGCGUCUCCUGGAGCCCCCCUCCUCUUCCUCCUUCACCGCUAAGAUUAAACUGGAAGACGGGCCAGGAGACACCCAGGAGAAGUCCAAAUCUGAAGAGAGCUCUUCCACCACGGAUGCCGACGAGGAGGUCCAACAAAGCCAUUUGAACCAACAACAGACCUCUGCAGUUCUCCGCAUCUUCACGGACUCCCUACAGAACUAUCUGCUUUCAGGGCCUCAGCAGCAGCAGGAACAUCUGGAGGACGAGCAGUGCCUGUCAGCGGAGCCCGGUUCAGGGAUGUCUCCUCCGAGACACAACCUGGGAGGCUGGGGCUCCCCGACUCCGUCGGAGUCGUACGGCCACCCAUCGUCCACGCUGCCCGAGGAGGAAGAGGAGGAGGAGAGCUGCUGCCCGCGCUGCUUGGAGCUGGAGCAGGAGGUGUUGUCUCUGCAGCAGGAGAACGAGGAGCUCCGCAACAAGCUGGAGAAUAUUCCAGUUCCCUGUCAAAAUGCUCUCGACUACUUCAAGACUGUUCUUGAGUUUCACAACCAGCUCGUCCAGCCGAUGCCAGAGGAGCAGCUCACCGAGGAAGAAGAGCGGCAAACCGUCUUUGAGGGCAGCAAACAGCUCCUGGAGAACUACCCUCUCUUCAUCACUAAUAAGCAGUGGGACGAAGCCGUCAACUCCUCCAAGAAAGACGGCAGGCGGCUGCUGCGCUACCUGAUCCGCUACGUCUUCACCACAGAUGAGCUCAAGUUCUCCUGUGGUUUGGGCAAAAGGAAGCGUUCGGUCCACUCAGGAGAGCCGGGCCUGGAGAGAAGACCUCUCAACCCCAUCAAAGUGAGCUGCCUCAGAGAGUUUAUCCGGAUGCACUGUGCCUCAAACCCAGACUGGUGGAUGCCGUCAGAGGAGCAGAUCAACAAAGUGUUCAGCGACGCCGUGGGCCACGCUCGUCAGGGCCGGGCCGUGGGCACGUUCCUGGGCAGCAGCGGCAGCAGCACCAGCAGCCUCUACAUGGACGGCUUCGACGGACAUAUGUCGCAGGACGAACUCUAUUUGAAAGGCUGCCAGAACGGCCAGUCAGACUGAGGUUAAAGGAUGGUGCAAAGACAAAGGCUCCAAAUGUAGCUGUGCAACAACAUAUCCCAAAAUGCCGACCUUAUCCUGUCACUUUACACAGUAAAGAAAACAUUCCAGAAGACGUUUCUCACACAGAGUAUAACUGCAGUCCUCUUUUCGAGUAGUUUUGUAGCCUUUUUUGCCAUUUUUUUAUGACUAAAAUUUAGUUUGGUCAAAAUUUGACUCUUAAGGGUUUUUAAUUGAACACAGUUUGAGUCUUCCAUAUGCUACUAUUUCUAUGGUUUGAAGUUCAGAUGUUACCGUCAGUGGAGCUUUUGUGUUGGGUUUCUUUUUUUAAAGGAGAUUGUGUUUUUAGUCAAAACCAAGUUAGAGACUCAUAUCAUCACUGACAGCACUUUGUUGUUUUAAACGUGCUAUAUAAAUACAUUGGUAUGGUAUUGUACUGACGCUGCACCUCUAAACCCCUCAUCAUGGAAAGUAGCACUUAACCUAUGUUCCUUUGUCACUGGUUAAGCACCUUUACUUGCAGCCCUUCUACAGGAGUGCCUCUGAGAAAGUCAUGUUUUGUUACCUGUAGUCUUGCACUUUGCCUCUCCACAUUUACCUUAAUUUGAUCUGAUGUGUGUGGUCGUACUUCUCAAAAUGAAAAGUGAAUUUAAGAAGGAAGCGUUGGUGGAAGGUGUUUUAUGUCCAGCAUCGCUUCAGCUGAAAAGUUUGGUCGUUCACACGGCGUCAAGUUAAGAGACACAAUCAGCUUUUAAAACUCCACUCGCUUUCCAGCACAACUUCAGCCAAAGUUUCUCCUCCUCUGAAACUCUUAGACAUUAACAUUUGAAUAAUUGUCUCUGGUCACGUCUGCCAAGUUGACAUGAGGUCCUCUAGAUUAGUUUGAAUUAAAUGACUUAGCGCUGUUGGUUCCGUAUGAUGAACGACUUACAUUUCAGUGCAAAAGCAACACGGAGAAGUAGAAAAUGCAAAACAGACUGUUUAUUUUUAUUAUUAUAUUACAUUUUAUAUCAGUUUUCCAUCCUGAAAAAAAAAGGCUUGUAUGAUUACAACUACGAGAACAUGACUGUGGUUUACAAGCUGUAUUACGUUGUAUUCUCUAAAAAGCCUUUUGAGGCAGGAUGGGUCAAGUGUUUUGGUUUGAGGCAGCUGCCAUAUAAUAAUGCCUUAGACCUGUUGGAAGGCCUCCACAUUGUAAAACGUUGAAGCUGUGUGUCCGAAAUAGUGUUGCUCUGUCUCCUAAGCAGUUAUCUCUCAACCUGAGCAGAAACAAUUCCAGCACUUCUUUCUUUCUUUCUUUCUGAAUAUCUUAUUUGCACUUUUAGGUGUCUCACUGUAGCCAAAGCAGCUCUACAUUGAGAAAACCGUGAGCAGAUCUUACCCAUUUCUGUUCUUUCUGUUCUUCUAUUUAUUUGAUUUGACACUUCAUGACGCUGUCUGCUAUGUUUGAAUGUACCGGGUCCAUUAGGUCAAGUUCGCCAAGUCGACAGUGCUGUGUAAAUGUGUAAUAUAAAGUACAGUUAUUGUGCGAGGUGUUCUUCAAGUCUCCCUCUUUACAAAGCCAAGUAGAAAAGUGCCACAGAAACCUUAAAGCAGUGGGAUUCUGUCGUUGUGUUGCUGUUCUGAAUGUGAGCGUUGGUUUGUAUUUACUCCUUUACCCUCAAAGUGGCUGUUAUCAACACUGUGAAACAUCAGUCGGAUUUUUACAAAUCUAAUAGUUUCUGUUGUUUUUUUAUUUAUAAGAAAUAAAAUAAGAGCACUGAUGCUAAAACAAAGUCUGCCUAUCUAUC